Molecule: messenger RNA, 417 nt
Organism: Staurois parvus
Lineage: Eukaryota; Metazoa; Chordata; Amphibia; Anura; Ranidae
Source: the annotation of a GenBank genome assembly
AGUGUAGCCCCAGAAGUGCCACCUGUCAGUGCUCAUCAGUGCCUUAUGUCAGUGCUCAUCAGUGCCUCCUGCCAGUGUCCAUCAGUGCCACAUAUCAGUGCCCAUCUGAGCUGCCUUUCAGUGUCACCCAUCAGUGCCAUGCCAGUCAGUGCUGCCUAUCAGUGCCACCUAUCACUGCCUGUCAUCAGUGCCAGUCAGUGCUGCCUAUCAGUGCCAUGUAUCAGUGCUGUCUUUCAGUGCCCAUCAGUGAUGCCUGUCAAUGCCCAUCAGUGCCAACUACCAGUGCCUCCUCAUCAGUGCCCAUUAGUGCCACCUAUCAGUGCCCAUCAGUGCAGCCUAUCAGUGCCCAUCAGCGCAGCCUCAUUAGCGCACAUCAGUGAAGGAGAAAAAAAUCACUUAUUUUACAAAAGUUUAUAA